AUGGUGACCUUUGUGUUGAGCCCAGAUGAGGCUGAAGUGGUGACAGGUGAGGAUCAGUGUGGUCCAUGCGUUCGGCUUCAGUUACCCGGCGGAAACGCGGGGUUAGCUUACACUACUGCAUCAAGCACUUGGUCUGACCCCCUUGAUCUGCCCCUCACUAACACCCCCGGGAGAUCCCGUCUUCUGUAACCACAGCCAUGUUUAAAAAAGGGUAUUUAGAUGGGUUAUCCUCCCCCCAUACGGACCAAAACUAAUUGCUAUCUCCAGAUUCACCGGAUCGUCAAAAACCAAGCUCAAGUCCUCCGUCCAGCGCUCUCUGCGUGCGAAGCUAGUCGAGCAAUUCCCCCUCCUGGCACCGCACAUCGACGAAAUCCUCCCCAAAAAGUCGCAACUCUCGCUCCUCAAAGCCCCCGAACGCCUCUCCCUUUACGCUCUCGACAAUGAAGUUCUCUUCUUCCAGCACCACGAUGAUGCGCUAUUCCCCUCGCUGCGCCUUGUGCAUAAAUUCCCCGACUGUUUUCCCACCGUGCAGAUCGAUCGCGGGGCCAUUCGCUUUGUGAUGGCAGGCGCAAUGCUGAUGUGUCCAGGCCUGACAUCGCCCGGGGCGAGGCUACCGGCGGAGGGCGAAGGUUAUGAUGCUGGGAUGGUGGUUGCGGUCAAUGCAGAAGGGAAGGAGAAUGCUUGUAUGGUGGGAAUGCUGAAGAUGGGCACUGAUGAGAUUAGGAAAGUGAAUAAAGGGGUUGGAGUCGAGACAGUGCAUUAUUUGGGCGAUGGUUUAUGGAGAUUAGAUGCUGAUUAG
Molecule: messenger RNA, 799 nt
Organism: Tuber aestivum (summer truffle)
Lineage: Eukaryota; Fungi; Ascomycota; Pezizomycetes; Pezizales; Tuberaceae
Source: the annotation of a GenBank genome assembly